CAAAGAAAGAAGAGAUGCACCAGAAACUGAAGACUUCGACGAAGAAGUUUCUGAUGUCGUUAAACGGGCUUCAGGUCCUCCGUCCGUCGAUUCAAUGGCUAAUGACUUUGAAAAAGGGUUGGGCUCCUGGUGGCAGGAAAAAAGCGACAAAUUUGAUUGGACAAGACAUAAGGGAAGUACUACAUCAUCCCAAACUGGRCCUUCCGGUGAUCACACCAGCGGUUCAGGGUAUUACUUGUACAUUGAGACGUCAUAUCCCAGAGUAAAAGGGGAUGUUGCAAAGCUUAAGUUCAAAGGAAUGACCAAAGCAAGUAGUGUUUGCAUGUCACUCUAUUACCACAUGUAUGGCAGCGCUAUGGGCACCCUUAACAUCUACAACAACAAUAAAAAAAUCUUCACAAAGUCUGGUAAUCAGGGUAAUUCGUGGCAUAAGGCUGAACUAGACCUUCCUGGACCAUUCAUCGAUAUUGUUAUCGAGGGAAUCACUGGCUCCUCGUACACGAGUGACAUCGCUAUUGACGAUAUUUCAAUCGCAAAACGUGCAUGCAACGCUCCCACCCCAUCACAACCACCACCACCACCACCUCAACCAGGACAGUGCGGAGUAUCGCCAAUGUCACGUGUUAUUGGAGGAGUGGAUGCUAAGCCAGGAAGCUGGCCAUGGCAGAUUGGUCUUCAUCGCAGUGGACGCUUCAUCUGCGGAGGUUCUCUAAUUCACCGACAAUGGAUUGUCACGGCUGCUCAUUGCGUUACACAAAGCAGUCCAAGUUUGUACACAAUUCGYCUGGGAGAUCACAACCGUAAUGUCAACGAAGGCACAGAAGAGGAAAUCAAAGCAAUAAGAGUCAUUUCUCAUCCAAAUUAUAACAAUCCAAGACUCAAUAACGACAUCGCUUUGAUUCAACUUGCCAGACCAGCAACGCUCAACAGUCAUGUUGGUCUCGUGUGCUUGCCUGAUCAAGAUUAUGUUCUUCCUGCGGGUUCCAACUGUUACAUCACAGGUUGGGGCAAGAUCAAACACCCUGGCGGAUCUCAUCAUAUUCUCCAACAAGCACAGAUGCCUCCUGUCACCCUGGCUGAAUGUAAGAAGAAGAAUGGUAACAUUGGAAUCCAAGUCAAUGACAACAUGAUCUGUGCAACCAAGCGUAAUACGAUCAUAAGCGGUUGUCAUGGUGACAGUGGUGGUCCAUACGUGUGUAAGAACAGCGCUGGUCGAUGGGUACUGCAGGGUGAUGUCAGCUGGGGGUCUUCCAGUUGUAACAUCAACCAAUUGUACACAGUCUUUGGAAGAGUGGCCAAAUUCAGAAACUGGAUCAAUUCAUACAUUGGAGCAGUUCCAACUGCUCCACCGUCGCCUCCACCACCAUCGACUCCACCGUCGCCCCCACCACCAUCAACUCCUCCAACACCACCUCUGCCAGGAUCGUGUGGAUCGAAGCCAUCAAUGACCCGCAUAGUUGGAGGAACACAGGCCAAAGUGCAUGCUUGGCCAUGGCAGACCAUGCUUACCAGCUCAAGUGGUCGUCAAUUCUGUGGAGGUUCCCUCGUCCAUCCUCAGUUCGUUGUAACAGCAGCACAUUGUAUAGUCAGGCAAACACCGUCCACCAUGAAAGUGAAACUUGGAGCUCACUACAGAGUCAGUGGAUCUACGGGAAAAGAACAGAUUAUCAAUGUUGCCCAGAUAUUCGCUCACCCUCAAUACCACAAACCCAAGCAAUACAGUAACGACAUCGCGGUCCUUAAACUGGCUCGUCCUGCUGUCUUGAAUAAUGCUGUUGGAACCGUCUGUAUGCCAGAUGGCAAAUUCCCUCUUCCUUUUGAUGACCUGAACAAGAAAUGUUUUAUCACUGGAUGGGGUACGCUAGCAUCUGGAGGUUCUCAGCCAAACGCAUUGAUGCAAGCAUCAGUUCCYCUUGUAUCAAACAAACGAUGCAAUGCCCCAGCAGCAUAUGGUGGAAAGAUUSRCGAUUCCAUGUUGUGUGCGGGAUUAGAUGCAGGUGGUGUUGACGCAUGUCAAGGUGAUUCUGGAGGACCGCUGGUCUGUGAGUUCAACGGGCGCUGGUACCUGGAGGGAGCAACCAGUUGGGGAUACGGAUGUGCUCGUCCAAACAAGUACGGCGUCUACGCUCUUGUGCGAUACAACCAAAAGUGGGUAGAAACGAUCGUUCAGACAGGUGCACCACCACCAACUACACCACCACCCACUGUCGCACCAGGAGACAUGUCAACUGAUUUCACAACAUUUGGAAACUGGCAACAGGACAAAAGUGACAAGUUUGACUGGACAUUGAGAAGUGGAGGCACACCMUCUUCAAGCACUGGACCUAGUGUUGAUGUAAGUGGAUCAGGAAAUUACGCUUACAUCGAAACAUCAAGCCCACGUGUGAAUGGCGACAAUGCGAAACUGGUCUUCAGAGGAUCUUACAGUGGAGCCAUGUGUAUGACCUUCUUUUACCACAUGUAUGGAUCAACUAUCAACACACUGAGGGUCUUCAGUAAUAACAUAAAAGUCUUUGAAAAGACAGGAAACCAAGGAAACGUCUGGUACAACACAUCCGUAACCUUGAAUGGAAAUACAAAUGUCGUUAUUGAAGCUGUUGCCGGCAGUUCUUAUACAGGAGAUAUCGCCAUUGAUAACAUCAGUGUUGUUAAGAGAGCUUGUGGUUCUCAGCCAACGCCUCCUCCGCCAUCUACACCUCCAACUCCUGCUACAACCACACCCAUGCCGGUAUCAAAUAGCAUGGACACGGACUUUCAGACUGAUCUUGGAAACUGGAAACAAGAUACGAGCGAUAACUUUGACUGGACUUUGAGAAGUGGUAGCACACCCUCUUUAGCCACUGGACCCACUAAUGGUCAAGGCGGUUCAGGAAAUUACGCUUACAUCGAAACAUCAAGCCCACGCAAGGAAGGUGACAAAGCUAGACUAGUCUUCAGAGGAUCUUACAGUGGAGACAUGUGCAUGAACUUCUUCUACCACAUGUAUGGAGCAACUAUCAAUACACUGAGGGUCUUCAGUAACAACAAAGAAGUCUUUGCAAAGAAUGGUACCCAAGGAAACGCCUGGAAAAAAGCAACCGUAACCUUGAAUGGAAAUACAAAUGUCGUUAUUGAAGCUGUGGCCGGAAGUUCUUAUACAGGAGAUAUCGCCAUUGAUUCUAUCACGAGUGUCAAGGGCGCAUGUGGUUGUCCAAAUGUUACACCAUCACCUCCACUGCCUACAGUUCCACCAACAAUACCUCCAGGUAUGACUACCGACUUCGAGAAAAAUCUUGGUCUCUGGCAACAAGACCGAAACGACAAGUUUGACUGGACAAGGAGAAGUGGAGGUACACCAUCAUACAACACCGGGCCCAGUAGUGGCCAAGGCGGGUCAGGUUAUUACGUGUAUAUCGAAACAUCAAGUCCACGUGUGAAUGGUGACAAAGCUAGMCUAGUCUUCAGAGGAUCUUACAGUGGAGCCAUGUGCAUGACUUUCUACUAUCACAUGUAUGGAGCAACUAUCAACACACUGAGGGUCUUAAGUAAUAACAACCUCGUCUUUACAAAGAAUGGUCAACAAGGAAACUCUUGGAAAAAAGCAUCCGUAACUUUGAAUGGAAAUAAAAAUGUUGUUAUUGAGGCCGUCAGUGGUUCAUCGUAUACUGGAGACAUCGCCAUUGACUCUAUCAGUGUUGCUUUGGGAAAAUGUGCUGUAUCGACACCACCACCUCCUCCCACAGGUUCUCCACCACCUCCAGGUUCAUGCGGCAGGAAGCCCGCAAUGUCUCGAAUCGUUGGAGGAAAACCGGCUAAACCACAUGAUUGGCCAUGGCAAGCAAUGCUAACCACCACAUCAGGGUUCGCGUUCUGUGGAGGUUCACUUGUGCACCCACAAUACGUCGUUACAGCAACUCACUGUGUAACAGGAAAAUCCCCUUCAUCAAUUCGUAUCAAACUUGGAGCUCACUACAGAGUUAGUGGAUCAACGGGAAAAGAACAGACUAUCAAUGUUGCCCAGAUAUUUACUCACCCUCAAUACCACAAACCCAAGCGAUACAGUAACGACAUCGCGGUCCUUAAACUGGCUCGUCCUGCUGUCUUGAAUAAUGCUGUCGGAACCGUCUGUAUGCCUGAUAAAAGCAUUCCUCUUCCUUUUGAUGACCUGAACAAGAAAUGUUUUAUCACUGGAUGGGGUACGCUAGCAUCUGGAGGUUCUCGGCCAAACGCAUUGAUGCAAGCAUCAGUUCCCCUUGUAUCAAACAAACGAUGCAAUGCCCCAGCAGCAUAUGGUGGRAAGAUUGGCGAUUCCAUGUUGUGUGCGGGAUUAGAUGCAGGUGGUGUUGACGCAUGUCAAGGUGAUUCUGGAGGACCGCUGGUCUGYGAGUUCAACGGGCGCUGGUACCUGGAGGGAGCAACCAGUUGGGGAUACGGCUGUGCUCGUCCAAACAAGUACGGCGUCUACGCUCUWGUGCGAUACAACUUGAACUGGGUUCAACAAAAAAUCAAUGGGGUUUGACUCAGGACAAAGCCGUGAACAUAACGGAUAAAGUCAAAACACAGUUGUAGUAAUAGAAGAUAGAGUAGACUCAUAAUAAAGAGAUUGCAACAUCAAAAA
This is a messenger RNA of Exaiptasia diaphana, 4597 nucleotides long. RefSeq names its product transmembrane protease serine 9. Lineage: Eukaryota; Metazoa; Cnidaria; Anthozoa; Actiniaria; Aiptasiidae. Gene Ontology annotation, molecular function: serine-type endopeptidase activity. Gene Ontology annotation, biological process: proteolysis. The record is from RefSeq and is a predicted model, not a curated record. The transcript has 26 exons. Bases 95 to 4498 code for a protein of 1467 amino acids. Gene Ontology annotation, cellular component: membrane.